Spinacia oleracea (spinach) is the source of this 2305-nucleotide messenger RNA. RefSeq names its product protein WHAT'S THIS FACTOR 1 homolog, chloroplastic. Gene Ontology annotation, molecular function: RNA binding. The record is from RefSeq and is a predicted model, not a curated record. NCBI's taxonomy places the organism in Eukaryota, Viridiplantae, Streptophyta, Magnoliopsida, Caryophyllales, Amaranthaceae. The transcript has 2 exons. The coding region runs from base 339 to 1571 and encodes 410 amino acids.
AUCAAUUUUACAAUUCGGAGCAUCCCGUUCCAAAAAUAACUCUCCCCGGUUUAAAACUAACUGUGAAACCCCGACAGCCGACGAUACCAAUUUCUCUCACCGGUAAAAUCCCAGUUCCACCGCACACGGAGCAGCGGCAGUGCAUGGUUCCUCCAAUUGGGGUUUUGAAUUCUAGGAGAAAGUUUUGUGUUAGUUGGUGCAAAAUCACAUCCAUGGAGCACGAAUGUUAUGCACUAAUUAAAAUCUUCAAGAAAGAAAGGGGGAGGGAGAGAGGGUGUGUGUUCUGUAUGAAAAUACAUAAGGAGUUGGAGUAACUUACGAAGUUGGAGUGGUGUUGAAUGCACGUGCACACCAGUUGCUCGACGUAUUGCCUUAAAAGCCUUGCUAUUAUGAUGCGCUUCAAAGGCUUUUUUGUGAGCAAUCUGGCAGUAUUGGAAUCAAUCCUAUUUCAGAACUCUGGUCGUAUGUGUGUGCAAAUCCGGCUCAAAUCAAGUGGAGGUAGCAAACCCAAGAAGAAAAUCUAUCAUAGGGUCCAUGAACUUGACAAAGUCAUGGACCUACAGAAGAAACCAGCGGUAAUCCUCCAACUCAAAGACAUUAUUCAAUCCCAUAAAAACAAAUGUAUCCUACUUAGGGAUCUGGAAAAGGAAGUGGGUUUUGUUCAGAAAUGGAACUGUAUGGCUGUCAUUGAAAAGUACCCUACAAUAUUCCAUGUUAGUGGUGGUAACCGAACUCCCGUCUCAGUUCAGCUUACUGAAAAAGCGCAAAGAGUUGCAGCUGAUGAAGAUGAAGCCAAGAUACUCAUGGAGCCUAUUUUGGUUAAGAAUCUGAGGAAGUUGUUGAUGUUGACUGUCGAUUGCAGGGUGCCACUGGAAAAGAUUGAACUUAUUGAAAACGAAUUGGGUUUACCAAUAGAUUACAAGAAAUCACUUAUUCCCAAAUAUCCGGAGUUUUUCUCAGUGAAAGAUGUUAAUGGAAAGGCUUACUUACACCUGGAAAGUUGGGAUUCUUCACUUGGAGUAACUGCUCGAGAGGAGAAGUUAACUCAUGAAGGGGAAUCAAAGGGUGGAGGGAAAGGAGAGAGAGUUAAGAUUUCAAAGGAUGGAAACUAUCCUAGUCCGAACGCAUUUCGUAUUUACUAUCCUGCUGGAUUUCGGCCAAAUACGGAUUUUCUUGAAAACCUUGAGAGAUGGCAGAAAUUGGAAUUUCCUUCUCCAUAUUUAAAUGCCAGGAGAUUUGAUCAGGCAGAUCGAAUGGCUCGGAAAAGAGUGGUGGGAGUGCUCCAUGAGCUUCUAAGCUUGACUAUUGAGAAGAGGAUGACAUCUGUUCAAAUGAAUGCCUUUCAGUCAGAGUUGCUCUUACCUGCAAGGCUAUUGCUUUGCUUAAUUAAGCAUCAUGGUAUCUUCUAUAUCACGAACAAGGGUGUACGAAGUACUGUCUUUCUUAAGGAAGCAUAUGAUGGUUCAAAUUUGAUUGAAAAAUGCCCUAUAUUGAGAUACAAAGCCAAAUUUGUAGCACUUAGCGGUAGAUUGGAUUCAACUUUCUCUGAUGACAUACGUCAGAAAAUUUGAGACUCAUGUGACCAGGGCAAGAAUUGAAACUGACUUCCUAUGAACAAGACCUAAUCUGAAGUUUUUACUUUUGACAUUUCUGGAGAGCAAGAAAUGAAAGAAAAGUGUAAGUCUGAUUUGGGAUUUUUGACAGGCUGAGAACUAUGCAGAGGUUUAAGGCUCUGGCUUGCUCCAGUAAGCACUACUGGAAAUAGCAAAGGUGUCUUGUAUUAAGCACUUGAGGGCAGCUAGAAUUUUAUUCUUGGCUUCUUGUUUUGAAGUUGCUUUGAUUGCAGGGGCGGAGCCAGUAGGGGUGUUGGGUUGGUGGAGGCCUGACCCUCGCAGCCCAACUCACAGUUCCUUUAUCUUCUAAGCUUGCUCUCCGAAGAAAUUUUUUUUUAGCACACAAACGGAGAACUUAUAUUAGCAUAAAAUUAGCAUUUUUAGUACUGAAAAGAAACGAUUAGAAUAUCUGGAUCCAAAAGCAUGAAGGGUGGAUGGAGCAAUAAAACAGAAAAGGGGUUUAUAAUACAGCAAAAGACUCCCUUUGGACCCUUAAAACUACAGCAGCAUAUGAUCCAGAUCAGCUGCAUAGGCAAGUCUUGCACAAUCCGGAACUGUGAAGUGUUUGGAAAUCAACAAACAAGUAGUUUUAAAUACUGAAACUUGUACUCUUUUCUUUUUUUUGGUAAUAAAGAGUAGCUAGAUUAACUUAAUAAACCAUCAUACAGCAUAAUGUUUGUUAUGUUUCUCCA